ACCGUCUGCUGUCAAACGCGCUGCAGUCUUCACAGCAGUUUGAAGAUUGGUUAACAAAUGCAUCGUUUAAUCCUUCCAACCGUCACCGUUCUGUCAACCUUUCUGCUCAGACCAACAGGUGAAGCGUAUCUGUAGGGGAUUUUAAGGUGUGUGACUUCUCCCCCUGCCCCCUGUGACCUCUGAACCCCGGUCAACCUUCUCCCCCUCCCCUUCGCUGAGUUUGUGAUCCAUGGCGCUGGAGAAGCUUCUGCGUUUCGGGAAGCAGUUACUGAGGGUGAAAGUGGUGGACUGUAGCACAGAGGACUCCCAUCUUUCUCGAUGCCUCAACACUUUUGACCUGGUGGCCCUGGGCGUGGGCAGCACGCUAGGCGCUGGCGUCUACGUGCUAGCCGGCGCUGUUGCACGAGAGAAUUCUGGUCCUGCUAUUGUGCUGUCUUUCCUGAUAGCAGCCUUAGCCUCCGUGUUGGCCGGCCUGUGCUAUGCUGAGUUUGGAGCCCGUGUUCCCAAAACAGGCUCAGCUUAUCUUUACUCCUAUGUGACUGUAGGGGAACUCUGGGCCUUCAUCACUGGAUGGAACCUCAUUCUCUCAUAUAUCAUUGGUACCUCCAGUGUGGCCCGAGCAUGGAGCGCUACCUUCGACGAGUUGGUUGGGAAGCGCAUAGAGCAUUUCUACAGAGAGAACAUGUCCAUGAAUGCACCGGGUAUAUUGGCACAGUACCCGGACAUGUUUGCUGUUCUCAUCAUAGUCACCCUCACAGGUCUGCUGGCAUUUGGGGUCAAAGAGUCAGCAAUUGUGAACAAGGUUUUUACGUGUAUCAACGUCCUAGUCUUGAUGUUCAUGGUGGUCUCUGGCCUGGUCAAAGGUACUUUGAAGAACUGGCAGCUGGACCCUGAAGAGAUCCUACAUGCCAAUUAUACCAGUAACUCCAGCCUCAAUCUGACAGAUAUCCUUCCAACCAAAGAGAGUUUAGGAAAGGGCGGCUUCAUGCCGUUUGGUUUCACAGGCGUCCUGUCCGGAGCAGCUACCUGCUUCUACGCCUUUGUCGGAUUCGACUGCAUCGCAACCACAGGUGAAGAGGUGAAGAACCCCCAGAGAGCCAUCCCCAUCGGCAUCGUGUCCUCGCUGCUCAUCUGCUUUGUGGCGUACUUUGGUGUUUCUGCUGCCCUCACUCUCAUGAUGCCCUACUACCUGCUGGACAACAACAGCCCUCUGCCUGUAGCUUUUAAAUAUGUGGGCUGGGGAGGAGCCAAAUAUGCUGUAGCUGUAGGCUCUCUUUGUGCUCUGUCUACAAGCCUGCUGGGUGCUAUGCUCCCUAUGCCCCGGGUGAUCUGGGCUAUGGCCAACGAUGGGCUGCUUUUCAAGUUCUUGGUCGAGAUCACCCCCCGCACCAAAACCCCGCUAACUGCAACCCUCACCUCUGGCGUAGGGACAGCUAUCAUGGCCUUUCUGUUCGACCUGAAGGACCUGGUGGACCUGAUGUCAAUAGGGACGCUGCUGGCCUACACAUUAGUGGCUGCCUGUGUCUUGGUACUCAGGUACCAGCCCGAACAGUCCAGUAUGGUGUAUGAGAUGGCCAUUUCCCAAGAUGAAGGAGAACUGAGCGACGGCAUCAGUGUCCCCAGUAUAAACAUCCUGCCUGGUAUGGAGGAGAGAUUGAGCUUCAAGACCCUCCUGUUCCCAGACAACACUGAGCCUUCCACACUGUCAGGCUUCGCUGUUAACAUCUGUGCCUCUCUCAUGGGAACGUUGAUCCUGGCGUUCUGCAUACUGGCAGUGCAGGGAGGCAUUGCCGCGUGGAACAUCGUGGCCCUCAGUGUCAUCUUCAUGGUGUGUCUCCUCCUCACCUUUAUCAUCUGGAGACAGCCUGAGAGCAAGACAAAACUUUCCUUCAAGGUUCCACUGCUACCCUUCCUUCCAGUGAUCAGCAUGUUUGUAAAUGUUUACCUGAUGAUGCAGCUGGAUAGAGGCACUUGGAUACGAUUUUCUGUCUGGAUGGCUAUAGGUUUUGUGAUCUACUUCGGCUACGGCAUUCAUCACAGCGUUGAGGCCGCUCUGGCCCGCUCGUCUCCAGACACCGAGAUGAAGGGCUUCAAGCGCGACACCGAUUCAGAGGCAAGGUCACCAGAAAAGGAAGCAUUCCUGCACAAUGGUAUUGAUGCCGGGGAAGACGACGAUGAAGAUUUGUAGCAAGCAUUAGAACAUGCUGUAUACACUUCAACCCUAACGCCAGUCUGUCUGCCUAAGCGUAUGUUUGAUUGGACGACUCCCUGUCCCUCACUGGCAGUACUCCCUUUUGGGGAAAGUAAUGAUAAAUAACUUUGACCUAAAAUGCACAAACCUGUGACUUUCCCCCUUGACUACUGGGUUAAAAAAAAACUGAAAACCGUUAUCUUGGCGCUUCUUGAGCCGUAAUUGACAUGUUCUAUUAUUUCAGUAUUUUGUAAUAAGCUUGUUACCCCUUUCGCAUGGCCUUUGAGGUUCAACUGCUCGUUAUCGCUUGGCUGUCUGAGGGUAGAGGGCUCAUGCUGGAGACACGGAACAUCUCUGUGUUUCAGGGAGGUUGUGUUGAGAUCAGGGUUAUAUUGUUGGCAGGAGGACUAUGCACAUGUGUAACAGCUUUCAUGUGGAUGCCAGAAAGUAUAACAGUAAAACAGUGUUUUGUCUUUCUUUCGGUGAAAACACAAUAACUACUUUACUAUCUACCCGAUUUUGAAAAUCAGAUCACACAGCCAGUAUUAAAUAUAGAUUGGUAGCAAUAGCUACAUUCUUUUAAAUCUGCCAACUUUUAUUUAACUGACUGUUGAAAUGCUGCUCUGUCUGUCCUUCCUGACAAGUGAGAGCUUGCACAAUACACUGCCACACAUUUGUCAAUGAUAUAAUAACCCCUGGUCACUGGGAGAACAGCGUGAUCGGGCCAUUAGCUGCACAAACAAUAUGAGUGGGCGAGCAGAGAGCUGAUUCCAUGAGUCCAAUUUUAGGUCAGAAGGAUUGUAUUGAUGCCAUCUGUGGUUUCCAGGCUUUUACUUGCAAAAGGGAAAGCCUGGCAUCUAGGUCUGGGUGAUAUGACCAAAAUCUUUUGUCCCGAUAUGGGUCAUUUCAUAUCUCGAUAACUACAGAACAUAUCUUACGACACUGCACGUUUUCUGGUAAUUCAAUAAAUAAAUAGUCUAUAUGAAAUAACCACAUGGUAAAGUCUAUUUUUGUAUGAUCCUCUGUAAAUUAAAUCCUUGACAAAUGUAAAGUACUGAGUAUAUUUCACAUUCAAUAAGAGUUUCUGAGAAAUUUGAGUUAGUACAUGCUUGUUGUUCUCAAUUUAGACAGCUUUAUUGUGUAUCGCGAUAUCUUGAUGAAUGAUUUCAUCACGAUAUGAUUCAAAAUGAUCAUAUUGAAUUAUCACCCAGCCCUAUACUGCCAGCCUAUUGUGCUUAUAUAAUAUGGUUUUAAUGCAAGCGUAUAGCUUAGCAAGAAGCAGACUGUAAUUAUAAAGCAGAAACUGCUGUAACAAGACACUAAACAUCAUAUCCAGUUGGACAGUUCCGUACUGUGAGAUUCAGAGGAAGUGAUUAGAUCUAAAUUUUAAUUAAAAAUACGCUCUCUCAUUUGGGAUAUUUAAUACCCUUGUAAAUGAAUGGAAUCUGCUCUGUGAAUCCUGAUACAUGUUGAGCAUCAGGUGAAUACUUUUGCUGAAUGCCAUGUGACAUUAGAUUAUAGUGGAUUUUCACAGUGCUGGCUGCUGUGUCUUUUUGCAUCUGUAGCUUGUUUUCCAUUUUUUCUUUCUCUUUUCAAAAAUAACACAGACCGACUUCUUAAAAUGUUCAAUUUGGAAGAAUGUGUUUAUUCUCAAUUUAUUUUACGCCUUUUCUCAUGUUUAAUAAUGUCUUAUUAUUACCUGCUUCCUAAAACACGGUCAUUUCCACUAUGCUUUUUUUAGAUUAUGAAUCUGAUUCAACUUGAUUCUGAUUAAAAGCCUAAGAACAAUUUCAGGUAGAAUUCGCCACACUUGUACAUUUAUUUACAUUAUUUUGUUUGCCUGUCAUUAAAAUAUCUAAUGAUUUUAGAUAUGUUUUCUCUUUUCAUUAGAGUACUCCGCUGAUUUAGCUUUGCUCUCCUAGCAUUCUUCUUCUUUGUCAAAACCUGGCACAUGCAUUGCCCACAAUGCAACUCAACAUCCAACAGUUCAAGUGGAUAUUCGGAUUUGUUUAGCUAGUAGUGGCUAAUGUAGCCUCGAGCCCCCCCCCCUCCAGAUCUUUCUUUUUCAUAUUCAAACUUGCAGUCUUCAGACAUCACUUGAUCACACUUUGCGCUGUGACACUUACCCACCUUUUUAUGCAGCAGUACUCCCCGAGGCCUUUACACAGAUUGUGAUGUGUGAAAUCGGUGUAGUUCACCUUUUAUCAUUUAAAUGCAGAUCUAUCAACACUUAGAUCAUGUUCCCAUUAGUUUGAACCUUCAAGUGCAUUCACUGUGGUUUUGGCAGUCCUUUACAACACAGUAGCUGUCUAUAAUUAGAAACAUGUUUGAUCAAGAUUGUGUAUAUAAGAUAUUGUUUAUAUUUCUUGCAGUAAAUUAUUUGUAUAUUGGAUUGGAUGGAAAAGGCUUAUAUGAUGUUGCCCUGUCUGUGUCUGACAUUGUGUUCUUUAUAUUAUGUGUACAUGGUGAGUGUAACUGAAACUUUGUAUCCUCAGGGUUGGAAAAAUCUUCACCUUCUUUUGUUCUUGACUUUAAACAUGAAUACCUUAUUAGAAAAUGAGUGCAGUUCUAACACUAAAUAUGAGACAUUGGCACGACUGGCAGAAACAAGUUCUUUAGGGUCACAGUGGGCUGCAUUAGAAGUGCAAUAAUAAUAUAUUACAUUACUUCUUCAUGUGUCACCUUUUCAACCAUGCAUGACGUGAGUUUUCUGAAUUGUUACACAUAUUGGAAUUCAGCAAUUUACUUUUUUGAUAAUUCUUUAAUUACAAACUUGUAGUUUCACAGAAAGUCGAAGCGCAUGCAAACUUCCAUUUCCCAUAAAAAUAAAUCCAUACGCACAGUAUAACAUAACAAAGUUGAUUCACACUUGAAAUAUCCUUCUUGGUUGUGAAUAAGCAAAGGAAUUCAUGUGUAUUUGAAAAUCUGUCUUCUGUCAUAACAAGUAUGCUACUUGUUUUUCCUAUAUGUCCUGCCAAAGCUCAGUGUUUACUUCUAAAAGAAGUACUAUGUCCAUACAAAUAUAUAAAUAGAUAAAAGAAGGAGCUUAUUUCUUUCUCCUUUGAUGCUGCUUUUAACCCCUACUGACUUUAGCUUGCCCUUAACAUAUCAUGUGUCACAUAAAAAGGCUUUUGAUGUUUCAAAUCCGUCACCAGUGUUGAUGACCGCUUGUUUUAUGUUUGUCAUUUUGAUAUGAUUUCAUCACUUUCUCAGACUUUUUCUUUCCCUUUUUAGCUUGUCUUUUUUCUUGGUAAUUGUUGGCUUGCAGUGUGUAAACUGUGUAACUGUGUAAAUGUUGAAAAAGCACAAAUUUUUUUAAUCCAUCUUUUUUAAUGGCUCACAGCCUUCUCCAGCAGAUAGAGAUAGCUUGACGUGUGUCAAUGCCAAUAUUCCAUACUUACUGUAGGUUAGACAACAGAGCUGUCGAAGUGCAUUUCUCUUGUUAACGUAUAUUUUUGGAUAUGUUGCCUAUACUUGUAAUAUGCCAGAAUAAACUGACUUCCAGAUUUUAGAAUGUUAGACAACUGUCCACAUAGCUGUUUUUAACAAAGGAAAAUAAUACAGAUCUUUCUUGUUAUAUUUCACAUUGAAAGUCCGUGUGGGAUUUAAAAUGUAUUUACUUUGGCACCAUCUGUUGGUAGUAUCAGGACUGAAAUGACCCAUGGAUACUUAGAAUGAGAGGCUAAAAGCAACUCAUGGAUUAUGUUUUUUUUUCUACAAAGAAAUAUGCCCAAUCACUCAAAAAUCCCACACAUAGAAACUUUAAUACCAAUGCUGGGUAAAUAAUACACAUUCACAUUCAUAAGUUAGGACAUUGUUUUUGCUUGUCUCCUUGUCCUCUGUUUUUCUUUUUUGUUAAAGUCUUGGUAUGUUUCAUUCACUAAUGUAAAUAAAACAAGCUGUUCAACAUCCAG
This is a messenger RNA of Cottoperca gobio, 6105 nucleotides long. It is a transcript of the gene slc7a1a, whose product is annotated as solute carrier family 7 member 1a. Gene Ontology annotation, cellular component: plasma membrane. The record is from RefSeq and is a predicted model, not a curated record. The coding region runs from base 230 to 2188 and encodes 652 amino acids. NCBI's taxonomy places the organism in Eukaryota, Metazoa, Chordata, Actinopteri, Perciformes, Bovichtidae. The transcript has 13 exons. Gene Ontology annotation, biological process: L-ornithine transmembrane transport; L-arginine import across plasma membrane. Gene Ontology annotation, molecular function: L-lysine transmembrane transporter activity; L-ornithine transmembrane transporter activity; L-arginine transmembrane transporter activity.